GUAAUUGCCGCCAUAUCUCUCUCCUUCAUUACUACCAUCCACGGACUCCAAUUCUUCCCACCCCAAAAUGGAGCCGUGAACACAACGUUCUACCUCAACUCAGCUCCACCCCACCAUGUCGUCUUCCUCCGCCACCACCACCACCACCCUCCCGGUGUUGGCGUUUCUCCUCCUCACGACCACCGCGAUCACCGCCGCGCCGAUUAUCGGUCUAGACUCAUUCUUGAGCCACCAAUCCCGAAUGGACCCUCACGCCUCGAACGACUCCUUCCUCUCUCUCCCUUCCUCCGUCAAAAAACCCCUCUCCCACUCCUCCGACUUCUCCCUCUCUCUCUCUCUCCCAAUCUCCCUCUCCCUCCACCUCCUCGGCGACUUCCCCUCCGACACCCCCUCCCUCCUCUCCGCCUUCCUCUCCGCCGCCAGCCCCACCCACUUCCACGUCAUCAGCCCCUUCGAGUCCCACCCUCUCUCCCACAGCCUCUCCCUCUCCCACACCCUACACCUCCACAUCACCCCCUCCCAAACCCUAACCUCCCUAUCAUCCUCUCUCUCCCAAACCCUAACCUCUCAUCUUCACUCCACACCCUCCUCCCUCCGCUCCCCUCUCCUCACCAUCCCACAUUCUUCAAUAGACCAAAUCAUCCAAAACCACUUUAUUAAACAAAACCCUAACCCUAACCCUAACCAAGUCCAUCUCUACCUCCUCAACCUCCCUCCCGAUUCCUCCAAUUCUAAUUCUAAUCCCAAUUCCAAACCCUAUGCUUACACCUACUCCCCCGGCGACUCUUCUGCUGCUGUAACAAAGUGCUCCGGGACGUUCUUCACCUCCUCCCACCGCUUCUUCUGGAUCGACCUCCGCGCCGGCCCCGUCGACUACGGUCCCUCGAUCUCCGGCGACGGCGUCAUCCCCCGCGGCGAGUUCCACCCCCUCGCCGCGCUCCACGGCCGUCCGAAAUCCAACAAGGCCUUCGCCGCCGACCUCGCCUCUCUCGUCUGGAGCGCCUACCACGUCUUCCUCGCCCCCUCCCUCCGGAUCCCCGUGCCCUUCGAGAAUUCACUCGUGAUUCAGUUCGUCCACGUGCACAGCGAGAACGAGAAGGAUUUGGCCGGUUUGGAUUGGAAAUCGAUCGAGAAGAGCUUCAGGUUUGAGGGUAAGAGCAAUGGAUUGCUUUUAGGGGAUCAGAGUUUGAGCUUUAGGAAGUAUGAGAUUAGGUAUUCAGAGUGCUCGAUUUGCUCGUUCGCGAUCUCGCGGUCGAUUAAUUCGUAUACGUCUAGGUUUCUGUUUGAUAAUUAUACCUUGAUUGUGAGUGAGUAUUUGGAUUCGAAGCGAUUACACCAGAUUUUGUCUGAUUCCGGCGAUGAGUUGAGAAAGCUGGCUGGUGUUCCGGAGGAGGACUUUGGCAGGGUUGUUCCUGUGUAUGUUUUUGACUUGGAUUACACUUCGUUGUUGUUGCUUGAUCGGUAUCAUCAGUCAGUGGCGUUUAAGGAUAUGGUGAUUGCGGUUAGGACGAGGAACACGCAGACUGUGAGUGAUUAUAGUUGCAAUGGUAGGCAUGUGUUCAUGCAGACGAGGCAACUUGAGCGGCCGAUUGUUGGGUCGAUUCUUCAGAGUAUGUGGGGGGUGUCUCCAACACAUUUGAAUUGGAGCCCUCAACACAAUGAGACUUUGGUGGAUUAUACGUGGAGUAUGGGGCAGACGCCAUUCGGGCCGUUUUCUGAGAUGCUGAGUUUGUCCUUUGUGCAGAAGGAUGCUGCCAGGAGGAAUGUUCUGUUGACGUCGUUGAAUUACAGCAUAACGAGUGCUAUAGAUGUUCUUCAGAGUGUUGAGACGCAUGGCGGGGCCAAGAAUCUGCUCAAGCAGAAGCAGCAUGUGGAGUUUGUGCAGAGAUGGAACCUUUUCAAGUACAAGCUGAACAAGGCCGUGUCUGCAUUGUCACAUUUGGAUUUUGACAUGGCGUUGUUUUACUUGAGGUCCUCUGAUCACGAUCUGUAUGCCAUUCACUCCAUUGUUUAUCACGCCUCGCAGGAAAUUGAGGCGUCCCUUGUGUGCUUUAGGGACCCUCCAUUUCCCUGGGGUUCGGUCUCUAUUUCUGCAUCAGCUUUCCUUGCUGUCUCUUAUAUUUAUGCAAGACGAGACAAGCUUUUUAGAAACAAAAGGAAGCAAUUUUGAUGCUCUCACUAGAGGAGGACAGAACAGAAGUUUGUAUGAUUUUAAGAAAACACGAAACAAAACAUGUAUCAUUGUACAAGAGAGUGCAACCACAUCGCAUUGUUGCCUCUGCCACCUCUCCAAGCCGAGGCUUUUGCAUCUCCAACCACCCUUUUUGUAAAACACAUAAGCGUUAAGCAAACCACAUUGCCCAAGAUUGAGUCGUCGAAGCUAUGGUGCUCUAGCCAAAUUCCAGUGUCAAAGCUUCCAAUGAUGAUGUCGGAUCCGUAGUUGAUUUGGGACCACCAACUGUGAUGGUUCCUGAGACCAAAACCUAAGGGGAGUGCAUAGUGUGAAGGUCGUCGCGAUGGUCCUCGAGGAAGAUGAGCAUGGAGGGUUGCUGGCUGAUAGAAGCAACUCGUUGGUGCAGAGAAGUCGUGGAAAACUUAGUGUUUAUUUAGUUAGAUUCCAGUUUUUUUUUUUUUUUGUUAGCCUGAGAACGAAAGACGAAAAUCAAACUUUAUUUUGUUAAA
Glycine soja is the source of this 2682-nucleotide messenger RNA. RefSeq lists its product as uncharacterized. The transcript is spliced from 2 exons. The record is from RefSeq and is a predicted model, not a curated record. Lineage: Eukaryota; Viridiplantae; Streptophyta; Magnoliopsida; Fabales; Fabaceae. Bases 116 to 2170 code for a protein of 684 amino acids.